UUGGGAUGUACAUCCAUCAUGGAGCAUUUGCCUAGCUGUAGGGAAGGUCUUGCGUUCAAUCCUAGUAUUGCCCAAAGGUGUUGGGGGGAGGUAGAUUCUGAUACAUAGUACAACAUGGGUAAGUGUUGAAAACUGCAUUCUAAGUAAGCUUCUGCUUACAUGAAGAACCUAGAAUAAGCCAGUUCAUAGAGGCAGCAGAAUGAUAUUGCCAUCCUUCAUCCCCAACAAUGGGGAGUUAUUUAAUGCAUUUCAGUUUUGCAAAAUGAAAAAGUUCUAAAAAUUGGUUGAAACAGUCUGAUUAUACUACUGACUUGAACACUUAAAAAUGCUUAGCCAGAUAUAAUGGUACUGGCUUCAGGCCUCUCUCAUACACCUCACUGAAUUAUCAGAGUCCUCUAAGGAAAAAUGUUACAAUCCCUUAUUACAGCUGGGGAAAGGAAGGCCCACCACCAAAGACAGAGGCUGACACCCAAUAGAUGCUCAAUAAAUACUUCCUGGAUUUAAUGGGAGGGGUAAUGUCCAGCAGGUGAGAGAAAGGAGUGAGAUGAAACUCAUCAAGUUUCUGCAGAAAAUUCCUUUUCACUGCCCCUUCACCCACCGGGUUGCUCUCCGAGGUUCCUGUGGAGCCUGGUGCUCCGGGGAAUACACUACUGAUUUGAACACUUAAAAAUGUUUAUAAAUGGACAGAGAGGCAUGGAGCUCAAGGCGAACCGUUCCCUCCAUCCUGUAUCCCCCGCCCCAUGGAGGUGAGACCAGUGUGGAGCUCUCCAGGGCACCGCAGCCAGCGCACGGGUCAGACUUCGGGGAAGCGCAGGGCUUCGCGAGCCCCGGCGGCGCUCCCUGCGGCGUGGCACAUAUGCAGACCCCGGCUUCCUCCCUCCACCAUCCUGAGUCUUUGCGAGAAGCCAGUUGUCCGACUCAGUACGCUACAGCAGCGAUCUUGGAGCCAGAGCGCGCGAGCAGGUGCCAGCGCCACUCUCUGUCGUGAGGUGGGCUGUGGGUGCCCCGGCCCGGACGCGCGUGGGGCCACUCAGUAGCACUGCCCUUAGCGCAGCCGGAACAAGCCUACCCUCGGCUGCUCGCUCCGCCCCCUGACCCAGCGCACCCCGGCUCGGCUCGGGCGCUUGCAGCCCCUAAGAGUCUGGCUAGGCGCUUGGGCGACUCGAGCGGCGGGAAGCUGCGCCCUAACCAAGACCCAGACGGCUGCAGGAGCCAGGCAGCUUCGGGGUUGGCGUCGCUAUGAACGCCUCGGGCAGCCUCGGGGGCGAGAACGCAAGCCAGGCGGGCGGCGAGGGUGGCUGGCAGCCAGAGGCGGUCCUCGUGCCCCUGUUCUUCGCGCUCGUCUUCCUCGUGGGCACGGUGGGCAACGCGCUGGUGCUCGCUGUGCUGCUGCGCGGCGGCCAGGCGGUGAGCACUACCAACCUGUUCAUCCUCAACCUCGGCGUGGCCGACCUGUGCUUCAUCUUGUGCUGCGUGCCCUUCCAGGCCACCAUCUACACUCUGGACGGCUGGGUGUUCGGCUCCGGGCUCUGCAAGGCCGUGCAUUUCCUCAUCUUCCUCACUAUGCACGCCAGCAGCUUCACGCUGGCCGCCGUCUCCCUGGACAGGUAUCUGGCCAUCCGCUACCCGCUGCACUCCCGAGAGCUGCGCACGCCUCGAAACGCGCUGGCGGCCAUCGGGCUCAUCUGGGGUCUGGCGCUGCUCUUCUCCGGGCCCUACCUGAGCUACUACCGCCAGUCGCAGCUAGCCAACCAGACUGUGUGCCAUCCAGCGUGGAGUGCGCCUCGCCGCCGCGCCAUGGACCUCUGCACCUUCGUCUUCAGCUACCUGUUGCCGGUGCUGGUUCUUGGCCUGACCUACGCGCGCACCCUGCUCUACCUCUGGCACGCCGUCGACCCGGUGGCUGCAGGCUCCGGUGCUCGGCGAGCCAAGCGCAAGGUGACACGCAUGAUCGUCAUCGUGGCCGCGCUCUUCUGCCUCUGUUGGAUGCCCCACCACGCACUUAUUCUCUGCGUGUGGUUCGGCCGCUUCCCGCUCACACGUGCCACUUAUGCACUGCGCAUCCUCUCGCACCUGGUCUCCUAUGCCAACUCCUGCGUCAACCCCAUCGUCUACGCGCUGAUCUCCAAGCACUUCCGCAAGGGCUUCCGCAAGAUCUGUGCAGGCCUGCUGGGUGGUACUCCGCGCCAAACCUCCGGCCGCGUGUGGGUGGCGACACCAGGCACUCACAAUGGCAGCGUGCUGGAGCGUGAGUCCACCGACCUGACUCAUGUGAGCGAAGCGGCCGGGGUCCUGUAUCCCUAUCCUGGUUCUUCCCAGCUAAGCAGCCUCGAGCCGGGUCCCUAUCCCAUCAGGGAACCAAAAUGCCUCCAAUAAGAUCCUGAUCCACCAUUAAUGUGACCUCAAGCCUCAAGGCACUUAGCCUGUAACCUUGGGUAUUGGAACGGUUCGAGUCAGAGGUUGGGGACUAUAGGAGGGUUUCAUCUACUAAUAAAAUGCACAAACCAUUUCACCUGCA
Messenger RNA from Chinchilla lanigera (long-tailed chinchilla), 2518 nucleotides. It is a transcript of the gene Galr2, whose product is annotated as galanin receptor 2. The transcript is spliced from 2 exons. Lineage: Eukaryota; Metazoa; Chordata; Mammalia; Rodentia; Chinchillidae. Gene Ontology annotation, biological process: negative regulation of adenylate cyclase activity; adenylate cyclase-modulating G protein-coupled receptor signaling pathway; positive regulation of cytosolic calcium ion concentration. The coding region runs from base 1240 to 2376 and encodes 378 amino acids. The record is from RefSeq and is a predicted model, not a curated record. Gene Ontology annotation, molecular function: galanin receptor activity. Gene Ontology annotation, cellular component: membrane.